Messenger RNA from Ustilago hordei, 4224 nucleotides. RefSeq lists its product as uncharacterized. Gene Ontology annotation, molecular function: cysteine-type deubiquitinase activity; cysteine-type endopeptidase activity. Gene Ontology annotation, biological process: protein deubiquitination. The coding region runs from base 1 to 4224 and encodes 1407 amino acids. The record is from RefSeq and is a predicted model, not a curated record. The transcript has a single exon. Gene Ontology annotation, cellular component: nucleus; cytosol. NCBI's taxonomy places the organism in Eukaryota, Fungi, Basidiomycota, Ustilaginomycetes, Ustilaginales, Ustilaginaceae.
AUGGGCAACCCUCUCUUCCCAGGCAAGGGCUCUCGGACCAGCGCCGCACCAGAGCCUGGGCCGUCUUCUUCCUUAUCCUCGUCCUUCAUCCCCGGUCUCCUUGGCGGCUCUUUCUCUGCUUCGAGCUCAAAGUACUCAAAGACGAACAACGAGUAUGACCCUUCUUACCACCCCGGAACCUUGAACCUCGGAAACACUUGCUUCCUCAAUUCCGUCAUUCAGGCCAUCGGCAACACGCGUGACUUCCGGCUUCUCGUUGAGGGCCCUCCUGUCCCCGCAUCAUACUUCGAAGAGCCACCGACAUCAACCACCGCUGCUCUUGUACCAUCUCGGCACAACCAAUGGCCCAACCGAGUCCAGAGUCCUGCUCUCCGUGUCAGUGAUAACGAGCACGGACGCCGUAUAGACCAUCCACCAAACCCAAAUGGCAGCCUCGACUCGUCACUAGCAUCUCUGAACACGCUCCCUGCGCAUGAUCCAGUCGCCACCAUCAAACCAGGCAAGCUGCCUUUGCCUGUUCCCGGUCCACUUUCUUCACAUCAGAACGGCGCUGCUCCGUCUACUUCCAUGUACGAGCCUGAUGCACUCGAUCUUCCACUCAACACCGCCUUCCGCCAUGUUCUCGAACAGUUCUGGACCGGCGCCCACAAGCCACGCAACUCGAUCAACAUCAACCCUAAGCGUCUGCUCAAUCAGCUAGGGAAAAAGUACGACCAGUAUCUUGAGUAUGGGCAGCAGGAUGGUCAUGAGCUCAUGCGCCACCUUCUCGACGCCUGUCGUAUGGAGGAGCUCGAUGUUAUCAAGAAGAUGCGUCCACCACCGCCCAACAAGAAGGCAAACCUCAAUCACGCUUCCUCUACGACAACAACAACAACAACAACAACAACAACAGCAGCAGCAGCAGCAGCAUCCACCACAUCGCCUUUGAACCGUCUCACACCUGCUGAUAUGGAGAAUGGUCAGAUCGUCUCGCAUCCAGCAGCAUCUUCUGCUAUAGAAGCAGAUGGUGUCAGUGCAGCACCGACCGAGGAGGAGCUUCUGCCCUUCUUAGAUCUGCUCUUCUGUGGCAAAUUGGCGAGCAUGGUCGUCUGUGAAGGGUGCAAGAAGGUCUCGCACACCUAUGAAGACUUCUACGACAUCAGUCUUAGUCUGCGCGACGAUGCCAACAACCCAAAGUCACGCAAACGAGACCGACUCCGCAGUAUGGCCGAUCGAUGGAGGAAAGCUACUCAGGGUCGCACCAUCAUGGAUCGCAAGUCGGCUGCUGCAGCUACCGCUGCCGGCUCCAACUCGAUCACUCCUGUAGGCACGCCACGCUACAGCGAGACAGAGGCAAGCGAUGCAGACUCGAAUGCGCUUCAGCGAAACAAGUCGGCGGCAAGCUUCCUCUCUCCUGAUGAAGGCCGUCGUCGGUUCCAGCUGCGUACGCGAAGCUUGCGCAAGAGCGGAGGAAGACAUGAGAAGCUAGGAGCUACAUCGGGAAGCGAGAUGGAGCCCGAUUUUCCCGACAUGGCUUCGCUCUCGUUGGCGCCGAGUCCAGGCUCCCGUCCUUAUAUCGAUUCAGCUCCUGCUUCAGCUGGCGAAGACAACGGAGAUGCACGCACCAACACAAGGGUGGCAAGGAUGCUCGGAAGUGUAACUACCGCAGCUGAUGCGAGCAGUCGUGAAACCAGCCCCAACCCGCCUCUGGGCCAUCGUACCGCCGCUACCGACUUUGGUGCGGGCAUGCGUCCACCUCUGUCCGCCAUCAAGUCUUCUUCGCAUCAGACUGCCUACAUCGCUCGUAUUAUGGCUGACGAUCCCGCUAGCGCCGCCAGUUCAGGAGCCCCUCGCAAGGCUGGUGCACCUUCGCCGUUGGCCAAUGUGGUCGCUGCAGCUGCCGCAGCACAAGGCAAGCCUAUCAACGGCUUCUUCCGUUCCCCAGGCGCAGGAGCACGUGCAAGAGACCCUUGCGCCGACUUUGAACCCGAUCCGAAGUCACAGGGUGCCAAGCGUCGUCAGAAGAUCCGCGAAGAGCAAGCAGCCACUGGUCUCAUCUCGUCGCUACGCCAGUUCACUAGUGCCGAAGUGCUCGAAGGUGAGAACAGCUUUGCGUGCAAGAACUGCUGGAGGCUGGCCAACCCGCCCAAUGCGCAAGAGCGUGAACAAAUCCGCAGCAGACGCAGGCGAAGAGGUAUUGCAGCUGCCGAAGAGGACGAUGAAGAGGGUAGCGAGCCAAGUAGCUCGGAUCGCGAGUCGGAUCGCGAAGGGCAGCAGAAGGAGAAGCGCGGUGGCAACGUAGAAUCAACAGCAGUAGCAGCAGCAGCAGCAGCAGAUGUUCCGCUCACCAAUCCGAAUGGCGUGACAAGUUCAGCUAGUAAGAGCACCCUGGCUAGCAGCGCUGACUCGGUUAUGACCGGGUCGAGCGCCUCGCAUCCAUCUCAUGUGCAAUCGGAUAUUCCGACCAUCUCGAUGACUUCAGCUGACGCAUCCACUGACGAUGUUCAGCUCAAGGUGCAAAGAUCUCACAGCGGCAGCAUCAACGGCGGCGCCGCUGGUGGUGACGUCGUCGCGAGGGACUACGCUGCUGGGCCAGGCUCGGUGUCUUCUAGCAAUGGCAGUUACGGUGUCGUGAUGCAUCGUGACACGGGCUCGCAAUCGAGUUUCAGCAGCGUUGAAGGCGCAGGAGCAAGGACAGGUCACGCGCGUGCAAACACUGACAAGUGCGGAUACGAGACAGGCACCGAGACCGACAUGUCCGGCUUCUCUACCGGUAUGAGCGAGUCCAAUGCGUCUACAGGCGAAGGUACGGACACAGAAGCAGAGGGCGAGGAUGGCAACAAGAAGCCUUCCUCGGCUUCAGAUCGAACCGGACCCAAGCGAUCUGCGCAGAGCCUUCCUCGUCGUGCACUCAAGCGCUAUCUCAUUGCUUCUGCUCCGCCUGUCCUCAUCUUCCAUUUGAAGCGAUUCCAGGCCACUGGACGAGGCUUUGUCUCUGGUCUGGCAGGCUUCAAGAAGAUCGAUGAUCAAGUGACCUUCCCCGAAUACCUCGACAUUACACCUUGGCUUGCGCCACCGAGGGAGGAGUAUGAUCGACGUGGACGAUUGAAGGCUUCGAGUGAUCCACUUGCGAUCCGACGCAGGGCGGAGGAGGAAGCGACCAGUGCCGGUGUCGAUGCUCGUCAUGUCAAAGUCCAAGUUUCACCUGCUCAUCGAAAGCACGGUGGAAGGAAAGGGAGAAAGCAUGGCAUGUGGUCGUGGCAUCUUAGCGAUCAUGCCAAGCAUCAAGACCGUGGUGCCGCUGGCGAAAAUGCAGUAGGUGCAGCGGGAGACCUCGAAGAAGGUCCCAAAGUGCAUACUUCGGGCGGAAAAGAGAUCGUCCCCUCCGUGAUUCGUAGACCUAAGACAGAGUACAGGCUGUACGCAGUGAUUGUCCAUCAAGGCUCGUUGUCUGCUGGACACUACACAGCAUACGUGCUUUCGGAUAGGGUCAAGCUGAAAGAAGGGCAGAAGGAGACGGUUGCUCGUUCAGCACCUACUAGUCGUACGAACACGCCUGCUCCUUCCACUGGUGGUGUGGUUGGUGGUCUGGGGCAAUUAUUCCUAGGCGGAGGCAGCGGAAGCAAGGACAAGCCUUCACGAACGAACAUGUCUUCCCCUGCACCCGUCCCUAUUCGUCCCGCAUCAGCUGCACCUUUGGCCUCGAACUCAGUGGCGAUGACCAGCAUACCUUCCAACUCCAGUGUUUCUGGUGCAUCAUCGCACGACACCGCACCCCAAACGUCCAUCUCUUCGCUCGACACGGAUUCAUCCCAACACUCUAUCGGAUCCGGUAGCGACGCUUCCAUCUCAAACCCCUCCUCUACAGGACCGAAACUCAUCCGUCCACGACCACAACUCAAACCAAUGGCCUCAUGGGACAGUUUAGACGAGCUGGAACAAUCCCACACCGCCCUUCCGCCCAAUCCCAACGGUGCUGCUACACCAACCAACCACCCAAGUUCGGGUUCAGUCACCCCGCUCGAGCCCACACGUGCGGUGCCUACGGUGGCUAGUCACAAUUCUAACGCGCACAGACAUGUCGAGCCGAAACUGGGGGGAGAGGGGGAAGAUGACGAUGUGGAUCCAAGAAAGAAAGACGAUGGUAGAAGAUGGGUUUAUACAAGCGACACCAUUGUAAGAGCGGCAACUAUUGAUGAGGUGUUGAAGUGUAAGGCUUAUAUGCUUUUCUAUGAGCGACUCUAA